Anolis carolinensis (green anole) is the source of this 2141-nucleotide messenger RNA. RefSeq names its product nuclear receptor subfamily 1 group H member 2 (gene nr1h2). The transcript is spliced from 10 exons. The record is from RefSeq and is a predicted model, not a curated record. The coding region runs from base 306 to 1616 and encodes 436 amino acids. Gene Ontology annotation, biological process: lipid metabolic process; negative regulation of transcription by RNA polymerase II; cell differentiation. NCBI's taxonomy places the organism in Eukaryota, Metazoa, Chordata, Lepidosauria, Squamata, Anolidae. Gene Ontology annotation, molecular function: RNA polymerase II cis-regulatory region sequence-specific DNA binding; zinc ion binding; nuclear receptor activity.
GCUGCCGACGAAGGGGAGGUUUUUCCCGGGCUGGAAAGGGAAGUGACGCCUGGCGAAAGGGUUCCCGGAAGCGACUGGCUCCUGAAUGCGAUGACCGUGUUUUCACUUUUUUGAUGCAAGUUGCAGAAGCAGAGGAAGCGGAGCGAAAGGUUGCAUCCUGUACAUAGUUUGCCCGCCUGCUACACUGCCAUGUUGCUUCCCCUGCCCCAUAAAUCUUGUGAUGUGACUGUCAACUAGCUGCAUCUCUUCCCCACAGUGGGGAGAAAGGUUUAGCUAUGCAAUGUUGCUGUGGCUGAUGCCCUGAGAUGGCCAAAACAGGCACUGAUGAACCUCAGGUACCAUUGGAAGAUGGGGAGUCGACUUCACAGGUCAAAGAUGAGCGGUCAGAGGCAAAACGGGAGUCUUGCGGUAUUGUGAAAAUCGAGAUGGUUUGCACAGAUGAUGGAGAGAGCUCUACGCAUAGCGCUGCGGAAGAACCAACCCGCAAGCGCAAAAAAGGCCCGGCCCCCAAGAUGUUGGGCGACGAGGUGUGCAGCGUUUGUGGGGACAAGGCCUCGGGGUUCCACUACAACGUCCUGAGCUGCGAGGGCUGUAAAGGAUUUUUCCGACGUAGCAUCAUCAAGGGGGCACAAUACACAUGCAAGGGCAGUGGGCAGUGCAACAUGGACUUGUACAUGCGUCGGAAGUGCCAGGAGUGCCGCUUGAAAAAGUGCCGGCAAGCAGGCAUGCGGGAAGAAUGCGUCCUAUCGGAAGAGCAGAUCCGCAAGAAGAUCCGGAAGCAACAGGAGGGCGAAGGAGCCUCAGGCGGAGAGGGAGGUGCGGGCGAGGUCCUGCGGGUGCCCCCUCUGCCCUGUGACCCUGCUUUGCCCCAGCCUGAGCCAGAUCCCCUGACCCCCCAGCAAGAGGACAUGAUCCAGCAGCUUGUGGCAGCACAACAGCAAUGCAACAAGAGGAGCUUCAGCGACCAGCCGAAAGUCACGCCCUGGCCAAUGGGCAGUGACCCGAACAGCCGAGAGGCCCGCCAGCAGCGCUUUGCCCACUUCACGGAGCUGGCUAUCAUCUCUGUGCAGGAGAUUGUGGACUUUGCCAAGCAGGUGCCCGGCUUUCUGCACCUGUCCCGGGAAGAUCAGAUCGCACUCCUCAAGGCCUCAACGAUUGAGAUUAUGCUAUUGGAGACAGCACGGCGGUAUAACCACGAGACCCAGUGCAUUACGUUUCUUAAAGACUUCACCUACAGCAAGGAUGACUUUCACCGCGCGGGUCUGCAGGUGGAGUUCAUCAACCCCAUCUUUGAGUUCUCCCGGGCCAUGCGGCAACUCCAGCUGGAUGACGCUGAGUAUGCUCUUCUCAUUGCGAUCAACAUCUUCUCUGCAGACCGGCCCAAUGUGCAGGAUCAUGGCCUGGUGGAGGCUCUGCAGCAGCCCUACAUAGAGGCCCUGAGUUCCUAUAUCCGCCUCCACCGCCCACAGGACCACCUGAUGUUUCCUCGCAUGCUGAUGAAGCUGGUGAGCUUGAGAACCCUGAGCAGCGUGCACUCUGAGCAGGUCUUUGCUUUGCGCCUUCAGGACAAGAAACUUCCUCCGCUUCUCUCCGAGAUCUGGGAUGUACACGAGUAGAUGUUCCUGGGGCUGACGUGGGGUGUAUGCAUGUCAGGAUGCAGAGUUUCCCUUGCAGGCGCCUUUCAUCUGACCCUAGCUGACAAAUUUGGCUUCCUGCUAGGGACUCUUAUGUGGGCCUCGGCACAAAACUAGGCAACGGAUGGACUCUGAUCCCGUCAGAGGAACUACGUUGGUUGAGCACUUUUCCCCUCCUUCCCUGCCGCACUUACCUUUUCUCCACAACUGCCUUCCCUGCUUCUGGUUUUGGAGAAGCAGGAGGCAUGAGUCACAGUUGUGCUUUGGGUGGGAUUUGGGGGAAGAUCGUCUCCCUCAAAGACUUUAUUCUGCCACCAGCCCUUCUUCAACAGCUCUGCCCCAUGUGUCAUUCCAGCUUGACAGCACCCACUUGUGCCAGCAUCCCCAUAAAAAGGGGGAGAGUAUUACAGUGCAAAAGAUGAGGGAGAGGGUUGCCAUAUGCCUGGUGUGUGUGGGGCAGAUGCUCAGAGGAAAAAAGAAAUAUUAAAUUCAGUCUUGACAAACCAA